This is a messenger RNA of Xenia sp. Carnegie-2017, 6344 nucleotides long. RefSeq lists its product as uncharacterized. Bases 2335 to 5244 code for a protein of 969 amino acids. Lineage: Eukaryota; Metazoa; Cnidaria; Anthozoa; Malacalcyonacea; Xeniidae. The transcript has 2 exons. Gene Ontology annotation, molecular function: protein binding. The record is from RefSeq and is a predicted model, not a curated record.
AUUAAUUGGUGAAAUUAUAUUCUUUAGAAAUUCUACACCAAUAGUGCUUUUCUUAAAGUACUUUCAGUUUAAAUUAAGCAGCUUUAAUUUAUUUCACUCACUGCUGCUGGCUAUGACUACCUCUUGAUCCCUGCUGCUCUUAAGAUUAAAUCGUGCAUAAAAGGUUUAGCCUUUUCUGUCAAAGGAUAUCAUCAAACAAAGAACAUCCUAAAAUCGAAGUUUAAAGAUACCAGUGAAAAAAGUCAGCGCCUAUAUGUGCAGAACAUCAUGGAUUUACCUAACCUACUGGGAACACACUGCAGUAAGAUCCACGCAUUUUACGAUAAACUUUUCUUUACCGUUCAAUCACUUGAAACUGCGAAAAACUAAAAAAAGGUAAACGGGUAUGCUCGUAUGUGCCUUAAUAAAUUAGAGGGAGUUCGGAGUGAUUUAGUGCGCAUGGAUGAUAAUCAUAAGCAAUGGGAUUUUAUCCAACUUACUGACGCACAUAGGAAAUGGACGGAGAGAAAUCCCAUCAAAAUUCAUGAUAAGCAUGACGUUAAGAACAUUAUGCCAAGACAUCCCCGAUUUAGUGCAUUGCAAACGCGCCAACACGAAGUUAAACAAAACGAUGUUUUUAUUGCAAUGGUAAAGUUCCUACGUCAGCAGAACGUAAGAAAUUUCUCAGCGCUAAUCGCAUAAAUAUUUUAUAUACGCUAGAUAGCGCAUCUGCAUAACAAAAAUUGAAGCCAAAAGUUUUCUCCUUGAGAAAAGACCGUAGCCAUAUUGGUCGUUCCCACUCGUUUAUGAAAUACUAUGAUAAACGCUAAAUUUUAGUACAUUUUUGCAUUGAAAAUACAGUUUGGAUGCGACUACUUUGAAAUUGUUACAAGUUACUGGAAAUUUUACAAGAAAAACGUUGAUUGGUGCUGUUUCUUUCGUUAAAUCGCAUUUUGAAGCCAAUAAUUUGGAAUCAAAGUGCUAUUUUAAUUUGUACUGCCAGAACUAAAAAUACUGAAUGAUUAAAAUCUGGUGAAAAUAUAGCACGCUGUAUUGCCAAUUUUCUCCACAUUCACAAUAGAAAUUGUAUUAAAUAACACGCUUCGUGGGAACGACCAAUAUGGACGCCACACGUAAGCCGCGACUGCGAUCAUUCUUGAAUUUUUGCCUGCUGACAGGGUGGGAUGCACUAUCUAGUGUAUAUAAGAUAUCGAUGGCUAAUUGUCUUGCUUUAAUUGCUCUGAGGAGGACAUCAGGCUUUCGAGUGUUGUAGCAAAUCCAACUGCGCUAUUACAAGCAAAGGCAUCAUAAUUAUAUUUGCGAAAAUUCCUAUGAGAACCAACCUACCACCAGUUCAACGGAUUCCCGAUUGGCAAUGUUUUUCGAUGGCUGGACAGCACAGUAGCUCUCCAUUAGAUACGGAGUGGUGAAUGUGAGGAUCUAAAGCAAUUCCUAAGGAAACGGGUAAGAAAGAUACAGGAAAAGAACUACAUCCAGUGGAGACACAAUUCUGAACAAGAUAAUCCUGCAGACCUAGCGAGAAGAGGUCGUAAAGUGACUAAAGGAAACGAUCGGUGGUGAAUGGGUCCAAAUUGGUCGACAACGAAAGACAAUUGAUUAGAGAAGAUGACAACUAUAGCAACGGACGAAAGUCUGGCGGAAACAAAACCUGUAACACAAAUAUUUGAAACUGCAAACCUGCUACAUAAAAGUUCAAAGAAUUGCUGAACAAAUACGAUCUCUGGAAACCUUAAGAAUUUAUGGAUGGAUUUUAAGAUUUAUCCAGAACAUUAGAAACAAGGACAAAGAAAGAGUGGUCCAUUGACAACAAAGAAAAUUAACAAUCGAAGAAUUUGGUGGAUAAAACGAGUCCAACAUAGGUCUCGAAAAACCUAGCUUAGGUAUUGAAAGGCCGGCACAGGUACUGAAAAACAUUUGCUAUGACAAAGCCUAAAAACAUUCUCGUUUUUCAUAUGCAUUGUAAAAUGGUAGUGAAGUCUUUCGUUAUUAUUGCGUCCUAUUUUUUUCGUGUUUUACUAUUUACAUAUGAGGUAUUUUAAUGAACGGUUUGGUGAAAGUGUUUGAGUUAACGUUUGGUCAUAUUGUGGUGAGAGUUGUCUACCUUGUGAAAAUAUAAAACCUUUGACCAUACAUACGUGGAAGUCACGCGAGAUCGUGCGCCUAACACACAUUGCGCAUAAGUAAGGAGGCUACAGCAUGCUGUGAGAAAUAUUUAAAAUUCUUUAUGUUGUCAAAUUUCAUUCACGUCAAAGUAAGUUGAAGAUAUUUUUCGGGUGAUAAAUGAUUAUGAUAUCAAGAAAUAUUCCUUCCAUCUAAUAAAACGGGAGCAACAUUAUGUCUGUCUUGAGCUCAGAGAUGAGAACUAAUGGUUUUAAGUUGAUGAGGUUGAUUGUUGAUGUUGGUGGAGAAGCUUUGAGAAUAACAUUGAGGAAACAACUGUCAGGUACUGAUUUAUUUUAUGUUUUAAAUGAUCCCGAAAAUGCGCAACUACUCAGUAGACUAAUCCAUUCACAUCAAUGGGAUCUACUGUAUCCAGAUCCUUCAAUAUUACCAAAUGAAAAUAAGUUUGACAUUACUUUACUUUGUAUACUCCUGCGUAAUAUUUGCGAUUUAAAACCACCUCGUGAUCCAAUAUGGACGUCAGUAAAUGACCCAAAUGAUCAUUCAACUGAAGCAGAUAUUACCCGUAUCAGGUUAUUUCGUAAUGAACGUUUUGCUCACUUACCUAACACUUCAGUAAGCUUUGAUGAAUUUGAAAAUCAUUGGGUGGAAAUAAGCGAACCAUUAGUUCGUUUAGGAAUAAGUCAGGAAGAAAUAGAUAGAUUGAAAAAUGAGUUGUUUGGUAAUGAAGAACGUGAAAGAAUUGUGAAAGAAUGGGACAAAUUCAAAUUUGAUGUACAUAAUCGUUUGUUUGUAAUUGAAAGUAAACAGGAAGAAAUGAUAAGUCAUCAGGAAGAAAUGAAACGUCACCUAGUAAGUUGUAACUUUGAAAUUGAAAUUAGACAUCAUAAUGAAAAAUUUCUAGAGGGAACUCGGGAAUGGGUUUUUGAUGAGUUUUUGGCUUGGUUCGAAGACGACAGUUCUCAAAAUCGUGCAUUUAUUAUUUCUGCUGUUGCUGGCAUGGGUAAAUCUGUAAUUGCAGCUACUUUAUGUAAACGUUAUUCGCACUACUUGACUGCAGUUCAUUUCUUUCAACACAACAACAGUCGUUACAAUAAAGCCAAUGUACUUCUUCAAUCUUUAGCGAUGCAAGUUAGUCGUAAUUUUCCUGCUUACAAACAACUUCUUGUGACAAAACUUUCGGGUCAACUGUGUGAGCCUUUGAAUAACAUGAAUGUGGAAGGAUUAUUUUCCCUUCUUUUUACUGAGUUGUUUGUUACAAUUUCGGAGUUUCCUAAGCGAAUUCUAGUGGUGUUGGAUGCUCUUGAUGAAUGUGGUUAUCCAGAAAGAGAUGACCUUGCUAAGUUGAUUGCUAAUCACUUGCACAAACUUCCGUCUUGUUUUCGCUUUGUAAUUACCACGAGACCUAACGAAGUCGCUUUGAAUAAGUUCGAAGAAUUAAAUCCACUGUUCAUUAAUUGUAGCGAUGAUCGCAAUUUAAAGGAUAUUAAAUUUUUGAUUAAAGAAAGAAUUGGCUCUACUAACAGCCUUUCUUCUAUUUUGGCAAAAAAAGCUGACGGACAUAUGUUGCUUGCAUCGCUUCUUACCAGCGAAGUCAAAAAUCAGGAACUAUUGAUUGGAUCCUGGCCAAAGGAUAUUAAUGAGUAUUAUGAAACUUGCUUAAAAAGAUUGGGUAAUGAAUUAAAGCCUUUUGGUAUCAAUGACGAAAAAUUUCUGUCAUUUUUGGAUGCUUUAGUUGUUGUUAAGGAACCUGUUCCUUGGGAAAUGAUUUUUGAUGUACUUUGUUUAAAACGCACCUCAUAUAGGGUUGAAAAAAUUAUCUCAUGCCUGUUUGUUAUCAAUGAAGAAAAAUGUGUGUCGUUUUUUCACAAAUCCUUAAACGAUUGGCUGGUUUCUAAUCAUAAGCAUGAUUACUCAGUAAAUAUUUUUUACGGUAAUCGACUUCUUUUAGAUUUUUGCUUAAAAACAUUGGAUAAUCUCAAAGCUGAAGGUGUAAACUAUGACGUCAUUAAACAUGCGUCAGUGAGAUAUUCAGUCAAGUAUUGGUUGCUUCAUUUACUUGAUAUUUCUAAUAAUGAUUAUAUCGUUGAAAAUGUUGGUAAAUAUUUUCUUGACUUGGAAGUUUUAGUUGCUCUUUUGUUGGUUGAUUGUCGUCGUACUUUCGAAAAUUUUGAGUUAUUUAACGCACAUGAUGUGUACUUUCUUAUUUCUGAGGACAUUCGAUUGUUAUUUAAUGAAGUUUAUUCUGUAAUGACGUACUCUAUGCCUUUUGACAAUGAAGUAGAUUUUUUGCAACUCGUUGCCGACGAAGUCAAAGAUCUUUCGUCUCAAGCCACCACAGUGCUUCAAACACGUUUCAAAGAUUCACCAUACCUAGAGCUCAGAGACACGGGUUUUGUAAAGGCUCGAUUAUUACGUUUAAAUCAAUAUUUGAAGUCUGUUGAUGUUUCACGAAAUCAUGAUUACGUCGUCUGUGGUUAUUAUGGAUUCGUCGUGCAACUUUUUUCAUUGAGAACAAACAGAUGUUUAUGGAUAAAAAAUAUUGCUGGUCAGUUUAACCAAUAUGAAGAGAUAAUCCGUUGGGUUGUAGUGAAAAAAUUUUCCGUUGUCUUUCAUCCAUUCAAGGAUUUGAUUUUUGCUUCCCAGCUUGAUAAGGUACUAGAUAUUAAUGGUAAAAUUUCCUCCAGUCCGUUCCAAUGUGAUGAUUAUACUUCUAAGUUCUUUACCAACAAAUGUUUUUCUAAGGAUAAGUACGAAAUGGUCACUAGUUAUCAUUAUACUUUGACAGUAUGGGACGUUGAGAAAGGUAAGAAGAAACGCAGUAUUAGAUGUAAUAAUGUGGUGACCUCACUGUGUUUUUCUAAUUCUGGAAGAUAUUUGUGUGUUAUUACGAAAGAAGGAGUGGUUCAAAUAUUUGAUGUAGCGAAUAAUUAUGAAAUAUUUGUUUACGACGUUCAUUUACCGUCUAAAGAAUUAAGUGAGGAUGGAGUUUUGUUCAGUGUUGGUCCUUAUUCUUGGCGUUGUUGCCAUCGUUUUCGUAGGAGUGAGCAUUUCAUUGUAAAUUUCACUAGUGAAACUUCCUUACUUAGGUCCUCAUUCUCAAAUUUCGUUUUUAUCUCUUGAUCCUUUCGAUGUGAGCAGCUCUAGCUUUCCUACUCUGGGAACAAUAACGUAUUUUUUAAAUUUGAAUAACGAAAAUGUUCUUUUGUUUGAAUACGGACGUAAGCAUUAUCUUUAUAUAAUACCGCGUGCAUGUUUAACUAACAGUUACAGUUUUCAUAACGAGAAAUUUUGCUCAAAUGGAAAAUUUCUGUAUCUGAGCAAUAAAGAAAAAUCAAGUGUAAUUAUAUACGAUCUCAACACAUUUGACUUUGAUGUCAAGGAAUGUUUUGUUAGUGACAUAGUUGCUGUAGAAAAUGGAGUUAUUUUGCUUACGGCAAAAAAUAUUCCUGAGCUUUGGAAUAAUGAUUUGACAAAACUUGUUUAUAGUUUCGAUGAACUAAAAGGUACAAAAAAAAUUUUUGAGGUGAGUGAUGUAUCAUUUGCUUGUCGAAAAACAGAUUCUUUUGUGUUUUGCAAUGUUGAAAACAAGCGAAAAGAAAUAUCAUUGAAUUUUGAAAAUUAUCGAAAUGUGUUCGUAUUUGCAUGUAGCUCUAAGUAUCACGUGUUUGCUACAGUUAAAUUUCAGGAUCAGAUAAUUUACUGUAUGUGGCAUGAAGACAAACUUAUUAAUGGUUGGGAUGAUGUAAUUAAGGAGGAAAUCGCCAAAUACUAUGGAAAUGACUUCCGUUAUAAUACUUCCGCUGCUUUUUCACCUUCAGCAGAAAAAUUAUUAAUAACUUACAAGCGUGAGCAUGUGGAAGUAUUUGAUGUUAAAAGCAAACAAAUAAUUUAUAGUUGUACUAAGGUUCUUUUUCAGCCAAAGUUUUUCUUUGUUGAUGAUAGGUAUAUAAUUAGUGAUCAAUUUUGUGAUUUGAUUGAUUUGAAAUAUUCUAAGAUUGUUAAAUUAUUUCGCCCGCGUGUGAUUAUACCUCCAGAUACCUUUUAUUACUGUCGUAAACGCAAACUUGCUUUAAUUUAUUCUUCCUUAAAGACCCCGGUACAAUGCGUAAAAAUCAUCUUGCCACGUGAAUAAAUUUGAUCUUUCAUGAUAAAAUUUCUCACCAUUUUAGAUAAGGACUUUAUUAUCUUUAAGAAAAUCUUGUUCAGUUUUUAUGCAUGAU